Messenger RNA from Leishmania braziliensis MHOM/BR/75/M2904, 1872 nucleotides. RefSeq lists its product as hypothetical. The transcript has a single exon. NCBI's taxonomy places the organism in Eukaryota, Euglenozoa, Kinetoplastea, Trypanosomatida, Trypanosomatidae. Bases 1 to 1872 code for a protein of 623 amino acids. Gene Ontology annotation, molecular function: protein binding. The record is from RefSeq and is a predicted model, not a curated record.
AUGAGUCACACGACCCCGACCGACAUCAUCACUGAAGCAGCUGGGGGCCCGUCCUCCAACCCUGCUGUAAGCCGAAUGGCGGCCGUGCACGAUGCUGACGACAUGGACCUCGACGCCCUCCGGCACUCCGUUCAGAUGCAGAAGCAGCUUGACCUUCCACCGCCACCCACGGCACAGCUGCUGCGGGUGCCAGAGGUGAUGGAUGACUUUGUUCGAAACUUCCUCUAUCGUAACGGCAUGACGCGCACCCUGCAGACUUUUGAGAGCGAGUGGUAUUGCAAGGCUGGCGGCGGCAUUGGUAGCAUCGACGUCUCGCUGGAAAAUCCAAUGGUCCCGGACAACUACCACGAGACGAUGGCGCUGCAGAACCGCAUCGAGCUGCUGGAGCGCGAGCUGCGCCAGCAUGCAGAGCUGAACACGCGUGUCGUGCAGCAGUGGACGCAAGCGAAGAAAGACCGUGAGUAUCAUCGCACAAGCCACCAGCGUGUAGUGCAGGAGAACGCCCGCCUCAGUCGUCUUCUGAGGCAGGCAGGCCAGCAUGCUGAGCUGGUGAACCCGACGUUGACGGAGUCCCGCAUUCGGUGCGAGCAGCUCCUAAAGGCGAAGUCGCUCCUGACAAUCGAGCGCGACAAGCUGCGAAGAGAGAAGGAGCAGCUCGAGGCGCGGGUGGCGGAGCUGGAAGGACAGCAGCAGCAGCAGCAGGAAGCAUUUGGCGGUACCUCCAUGAGGCCUAAACCCCCAACUGCAAACCAUCGCGCUGGCAACUGGAAGUCGUCGCACGCGAGCGGCCAGUCAAACGUGGCCUCGCGUCGUCGCCUUGCGUCGUCGCCAUCUCCAGCGAACACGAGGGCGGCCGAUGCAGAAACAGACGGAUUUGUGUGGCCCCUUGACGAUCGCUUGCACCCCCAUGGGCAAACUGCUGUCGUGCCCUUUUCGGGCAACGCUGACGGUGGGCAGCCGGGCUUCCCAUCCGGUGAGUCCCCAGCAAGUGAGUGGGUAGAGCAGUCCUCUUUCCAGGCGCACACGAUGGCAGUUACAAGUGUCGCGCUGCACCCCUUCAAGCCAGUCGUGGCGAGUGGCAGCGACGAUGGCAGCUGGCGGCUGUCAACGCUGCCUGCUGGGGACGCCAUCGUCUCUGGACAGGGUCACAGCAACUGGAUCUCGUGCGUUGGCGUGCACCCGCGCGGCACCAUGCUCGCCACCGGCUCGGGAGACAAGACGGUCAAACUCUGGGAUUUUGCGAGUAACCGCUGCGCCGCCACACUUAGCGCCCACACAAACAGUGUCUGGGACCUCGAGUUUCAGGAAACCGGCCUUCUGUUGGCGAGUGCGGCGCUGGACAAGACGGCGCGUGUGUGGGACGUGGAGCGGGGCGUGUGCCGGCAAACACUGCGAGGGCACCAGGAUGCAGUGAACACUGUCAGCUGGCUGCCGUACACGAAUCUGCUGCUCACGGGCAGCGCAGAUAAGUGCGUUGCCGUCUGGGACGCCCGGCAAGGCACCAAGGCACAGUCCUUCACUGGCCAUCGUGGCGCCGUGUUAUCCGUGGCAGCCGGGCCGGUGGGGAGAUCCCUCUUCGCCUCCUGCGACACCCAAGGCGCUGUCGUUAUCUGGGAUGCCCGCUGCAUGGUGCAGCUUCUCCGCGUCGAAUGCGGACCGCAGCCGGCCAACUGCGUCGCAGUGGACGGCGGCGGUCACAACGUCGCGGUCGCCAGCGACGACGGUACCAUCAAGAUCAUCGAUGUGGAAGAGUCGGUGGUGACAGAGAUGGUGGGUCAUGAAGGCCCGGUGCAGAGCGUGGCGUUCGACCUCUCAAGUCAUCGCUUCCUCGUCAGCGGCAGUAGUGAUCGCACCGUUCGGUACUGGUGCUGA